Molecule: messenger RNA, 2403 nt
Organism: Necator americanus (New World hookworm)
Lineage: Eukaryota; Metazoa; Nematoda; Chromadorea; Rhabditida; Ancylostomatidae
Exons: 4
Coding region: 1-2403 (800 amino acids)
Molecular function (GO): zinc ion binding; nucleic acid binding
Source: RefSeq, a predicted model, not a curated record
AUGCAGAAUCUCUGCCACAAUUGUGGAGGAAAGGAUCACUGGGCUGCGAAAUGCCCCAAAGGAACUUGCAGAAUCUGCAGACAAGCCGGACACCACACGUCCAUCUGCAAAGAACUCUUCAGCUCUCAGAAAGCCCGUCAAAAGCCUCCACUCCAAGAAGUACCACAGAAGCAGGGAACGAAGCUUCAACUACCCAAGGUCAAGACUUCGAAAAUAAAUACGGUCGCUUCGAAUGACGGUAGCAAAGGGGAAAUGGAAGCUUCAGACGCAGUUUUUCACGUCAGCAACACAACGAAGGUUCUCAUUCUGGCGGGACAAGCCAGAGUACUUAAUCCGGCAACACAAGCGUUAGAACCAGUCUACGUGAAUCUCGAUACAGGAGCCGACCGUGCGUUCAUCAGUAGCAGUUUGGCUGAGCGCCUCCAGCUGAAAGACGUAGAUUCCAGUCGUCUAAGCAUCGGCAACUUUCGGCGCUCACAAGCCUUUCGAAAGGACUUGCGGCAUCACGGUUCUCCGCAUGUGGGAUGCACAUACGUUCACAGUAACGAAAAUCGAUACCAUUACAAAACCAUUAACAAGAAGCAGACUGAGAUAAACCAAGAUCUCAAACAACAACGAAGCGGCGAAGAGUUAGUCAACUCGGAAAGUUCGGUAGAAGUGGCCCAAACAAUAGCCUUAGAGGACACAGAUAAUGAUUUUGCGCAGACUUUGGAACAGUUCUGUGAAUUCGAGAAGUCCGGGGUUAAGGAAUUUUCGGGUCCAAUAACGGAGGAACUGAAGCAGACAGGCGCAGAAGUCUGGAAAGCUUUUGAAGAAACUAUCGAAAAGAAAGAAGAUGGAUACUAUCUGCGCCUUCCAUGGAAGAAGGAAACAAGCGGACUUCCGGACAAUAAGCCGAUUGUAUAUCGUCGUCUGCAAGCAAGUCUUUCUAAGCUUAGGAAGGAUCCCAAUCUACUGCAGCAGUACGACGACACGAUCAAGAGUCAACUCGAGCUGGGUAUCAUCGAAGAAGUUGCUGAGGAUUUAAUAGUCGAGGAAGGAGAAGUUAUGCACUAUCUAGCACAUCAAGCCGUUGUCACGCCGCACAAAGAAACUACCAAACUACGAGUUGUGUUCGAUGCUUCAGCAUUCAUAAGCAAUUCCCCGUCGCUGAAAGACGUUCUCUAUCAAGGACCAGUCAUUCUUCCCGACAUCGAAAAAGCAUUUCUGCAAGUACGGCUGCAUCCCGAAGACAGAAAUGCAACAAGGUUCAUGUGGGUACGAGACAUCCACCAACCACUCACUCAGGAGAAUCUAGUGUUCUUCCGGUUUACGAGAGUGAUCUUUGGAUUGAACUGCUCUCCCUUUCUGCUUGCCGGAACCAUAGUGCAUCACCUAAGAACGCAUGUCGAGGACCAGCUUGCCAAGGAAAUCGGAGACAACACAUAUGUGGACAAUCUCAUCGUAACCAAAAGAUCAUCAGACGAAGAGUUGCGGUUUUACGACGAUUCGAAAGUCAAACGAAUCACGUCCGCCGAUCUAACUGGGAAUGAUAAUCCGAAAGUCCUUGGAAUACUAUGGAACACUGAAAAAGAUGAACUAGCGCUUUCGUGCAACUACCUUCCCAAAGCGAAAGUGACAAAGAAGUCAGCCUCAGAACAAGUUGCUGCAAUAUACGACCCUCAAAGAUGGCUCACACCUCUCACGCCGGCCGGUAAAAGAUUCCUCCAAUCGCUGUGGAAAUUCGACUACGCCUGGGAUACAGAAAUAUCUGAGGAGCAUCAGCAACAAUGGAAGGAUAUCAACCAAGCAGUCAAUGGCUUUCAGUGUGUGUUGCCGCGAGAGGUCGCUCAGAUCGACACGCCAACAAAGCUUGUGCUGUUCUCAGGCGCUAGCGGACAAGCUAUGGCAACGUGUGCUUACCUUGCUUCCACUCUGGGAAGCAAUUUACUCGCUGAAAAAUCCAAACUUCCACCCAUCAAAGACAUCGUGACGAUUCCAAAAUUAGAGCUCAACGCCACUACAAUGGCUACUCGAGUUGCACACUCAAUCUUUACCUUGGCGAUUCAAUGCCGCACAAGGAUCUCAGAAAUAGUCAUCCUGUCUGACUCACAAAUUACUUUCAAAUGGAUCGCAUCGCAUCGCCCUGUCGAAGAGAGUGCAGGAGUAUUUGUUAAGAAUCGUGUAACCGAGAUACGAAAGAUUGUGAAGGACAUUCCAGUCACUGUUCACUUUGGAUAUGUGAGUACCGCAAUGAAUCCAGCAGACAGAGCAACAAGAGAAGUCGAUAAGGACGACAUGAUUGACCAUAUGUGGUGGAAGGGACCAAAGUUUAUUUUGGAUCCAACAGAGCAAUGGCCAAAGACAUGCCGUCUCUUCAAGAUACCAAAUGACGUGGAGAACGACAGCUACGCGCUUCCUUAG